AUGCUCCCCACAGGAGAGGGAGCAGAGGCCCAGGGCUGCCAUCUGGACAUGCAGCUGGCGGGCAAGGUGGUGCUGUCUGCCGCUGCCCUGCUCCUGGCGACCGCAGCCUACAGGCUGUACAAGCCAAGGCCUGCCCAGGCCCCCCUGGGGGGUGGGAACGCCAAGGCUGAGGCCAAGGACGAGGCAGAGGGCUCCAGGCAGCCUGCCAUCCAGGAGGCUGUUUCCGGGGCGCCACAGUGGGGCCUGAGACGCCGGAGGGGAAGCAAGGGGGUCGGAGUAUCGCUGGGCUGCAGCUGGGAGAAUCCGGAGGGUCCCGGAGUCCUGGCGACAGGAGCACCUCCUGCAGACUCAGAAGCCCAAGCGACUGGGAAACCCGAGAGGAAAUGUGCUGGUGAGGAACAGGGUGGGCAGUGCACGGACUCUGGCCUGGCACCUCCUCGGGGCAGUGGCCAGGAAGCCGGAACAGCUGCUGGCGGUAAGCUGCCCUGUCGCGCCCAUUGGUGCAGUGAACCCCAAAGCUCCCUAACUGGCCUCGCUGCAGCGGACGGCAGCGGUGUGAGCGGUGACCUUGCCCCAUGGCGGGACAGCAGAUCCCAGGAGCACCUGGGGGCCGGGGAGCAGGAAUCCUCCGACCGGUGCGGGGCGGCCCACACAGAAGGCAAGAGUGACAUGAACAAGAGCUGGGUCUUUACGCGUGUGACAGGGGUCCACAGGGAAGAGGCUGGGGCCCUCCGGGCUGCCUCGGACAUGGGCCUGGCCCUGCGUCAGCAGGAGGGAGCCACCGAGUCCUCCUAUACCUUCUUGUCUGUGGCCCGGGUUCGAGUGGAGGAGAAUUUCAUACCGGAGAAGAUGGAGGGGACCAGGCCCAGGCUGAAGCGCAAGGUGUACGACUACUGUGUUGAAUCCACCCGUCAGGCCACCUCCAGGGACAGGCUGGCCCCCAGAACAGCAGCCCUGGCGGAGGCUCCACCCCCUGUGUCAGGGCCAGGCCCCCUGGGAGUGGGGGCAGCCUCGGGAGGCCAGGCCGAUGACACAGUAGGUGGAGUGGGGACAGCCGCCCCCCCUGAGCCUGUGCUGUCACCCUCCGCACAAGGCUUCAGCAGGAAGCAGAGCCUCCUUCAGAUCGUGGAGAACCCGGAGCUCCAGCUGCAGCUCGAAGGCUUUGGGGACCCUGCUCCAUCGUGCCCAGACCAGAGCGCCCUGCCCACCAGCCCCAUAUCCCAGGGUUCUCUUGGGUCCAGCUCAGCUGGAAGCAGCGGGAAGCCCCACCUGCACUCUGUGGCUGGGGCCAAUUUCUUUCACCUCCCACUCAGCCCUGGAUCAGCCCCAGGCGCCCACCUGGAUCUGGGCAAUUGUUAUGAGGUGCUGGCCUUUGCCAAGAAGCAGAGCCUGGAGGCCCUGAAGGAAGCCGCCUACAAGGUGAUGAGUGACAACUACCUCCAGGUCCUGCGCAGCCCAGACAUCUAUGGGUGCCUGAGUGGGGCAGAGCGGGAGCUGAUCCUCCAGAGACGGCUCCGGGGCCGCAAGCACCUGGUGGUGGCCGACAUGUGCCCCCAGGAAGACUCCAGCCGCCUCUGCUGCUAUGACGACGAGCGGGAUGUCUGGCACCCGCUGGCCCGUCUGCCCCCUGAGGCUGUGUCCCGGGGCUGUGCCGUCUGUAGCCUCUUCAAUUAUCUCUUCAUCGUGUCCGGUUGCCAGGGGUUUGGGCACCAGCCCUCCAACCGUGUCUUCUGCUACAACCCGCUGACGGGCAUCUGGAGUGAGGUGUGCCCUCUGAACCAGGCCCGCCCUCACUGCCAGCUGGUGGCCCUGGAUGGACACCUGUACGCCAUCGGGGGUGAGUGUCUGAACACGGUGGAAUGCUACGACCCUCGCCUGGACCGCUGGACCUUUUCCCCGCCGCUCCCCAGUGACACCUUUGCCCUGGCGCACACAGCCGCGGCGUGCGCCGGAGAGAUCUUCGUCACCGGCGGCUCCCUGCGCUACCUGCUGCUCCGAUUCUCCACCCAGGAGCAGCGCUGGCGGGCCGGCCCCACUGGGGGCGGCAAGGACCGCACAGCCCAGAUGGUGGCGGUCAAAGGCUUUCUCUAUCGCUUUGACCUCAACCGCAGCCUGGGCAUCAGCGUGUACCGCUGCAGCGCCAGCACCCGCCUCUGGUACGAGUGCGCCACAUAUCGGACCCCUUACCCGGACACCUUCCAGUGUGCCGUGGUGGACGACCUCAUCUACUGUGUGGGGCGCCAGCGCACCCUCCGCUUCCUGGCCGACUACGUCUCCCCCAGGUUUGUGCCCGAGGAGCUACAGAGCUUCCCCUCCCCGCAGGGCACCCUCCUGCCCACCGUCCUGACCUUGCCCGGCCCUGAUGUGCCCCAGACCAGGGUCUAG
This is a messenger RNA of Lagenorhynchus albirostris (white-beaked dolphin), 2385 nucleotides long. It is a transcript of the gene KLHDC7A, whose product is annotated as kelch domain containing 7A. Gene Ontology annotation, molecular function: protein binding. Bases 1 to 2385 code for a protein of 794 amino acids. The transcript has a single exon. The record is from RefSeq and is a predicted model, not a curated record. NCBI's taxonomy places the organism in Eukaryota, Metazoa, Chordata, Mammalia, Artiodactyla, Delphinidae.